AAAAAAAUAGAAUAAAAGGAUUGCACCAUAGGGCAAUUCGCUUGGAAGUUUCUUUCUCGGCGGGACAAUCCGAAAAUCCCUCAAAUACUCCUGGGAGAGAGAGAGAGAGAGAGAGAGAGAGAGAGAGAGAGAGAGAUUUGGGGAACUCAGAAAUGGGGGAAUCCAAUGAAGAACUGGAACCGCUUUUUGAUUACAGACGUGUUCAGCCCUUCAAUACUCCCUUCAAUCUUGUCUGCCUUGACGAUGACAGUCCAGACUCGUCUCCAGUAAUCUCAAAGAAACGGAAAGUGAACGAUUCUGCUGUCGAAAAGAAAGAAGACAAGAUGGAAGUUGUUCAAAUAAUUGAUGGUGAAGAGGAGGAUUGGCUGCCACCUUCCCCAAACAUUUCUGCUCAUACUAGUAACCUUGUUGAAGAUUCAACUAUAAAGGAAAUUAGGUUGAAAAAGAAAGAGCUGGAAUCCAUUGCCCACUCAGCUAAGGAUGAGUUCCGAGAUGUUGAAGAAUCUAUAAAAAGAGAUCUUUGUGCUUCCCUCCGUUCUAUUCAAGAUAGUGUUGCUGAGCCGCUAUCAAAACCCCCAACUAAAAGAGCUAAAAUAGUCAUUUCUAUCCAGGACAAGGAUGGAGCAAAACAAUUUCGAGUUUACAUGGAUGAUAAAUUUGAGAGGCUGUUCAAAUCGUAUGCUGAUAAAGUCAAGCUUGAUCUGAAAAAUAUGGUUUUCUGCUUUGAUGGGGAUAAAAUUAAUCCUACUGCAACUCCCAGUAGCCUCGGGAUGGAGGAUGAUGACAUCAUUGAAGUGCAUGUAAAACCAAGUUGUUGAGGUUUCACUUUAUCCUGCAGCUGAAGGUGACUUAAUUGGUGAAGUUAACAUUGCAGACCUUUUGCAUCCUGUUUUUCUAUGGUUUUGGUCCAUUUGGUCAGACUAAUGUCCUGCAACUGUACAGAAGAGGCUCUUCUUAUUUUGGGUGGGUGGGAAGGAAUUUUACAUAAUAGCUGUGUCAAAAGCAUUUUUUUGUUCACGUUGGGAGAUAAAUUUUGGAGUUUGGUGUUCAUCUGGUGCUUUUCCUCUAAUUGCUUUUUGUUUUUGUUUGAGGGGAGAAACAAGGUCUCCCCUCUUCAAUGCAUUAUCCUGUAUCUGAAUGCUGAAAAAGCUUUGAUCAUGUGCAAAGAGGAUGAUCUUUCAUCAUGUAGACAACAAAAGUAUAAUCAUGGUUUAACGUCUGAA
Messenger RNA from Nicotiana tabacum (common tobacco), 1223 nucleotides. RefSeq lists its product as uncharacterized. Lineage: Eukaryota; Viridiplantae; Streptophyta; Magnoliopsida; Solanales; Solanaceae. The record is from RefSeq and is a predicted model, not a curated record.